Messenger RNA from Pocillopora verrucosa, 1773 nucleotides. RefSeq names its product histamine H2 receptor-like. The record is from RefSeq and is a predicted model, not a curated record. Gene Ontology annotation, cellular component: dendrite; plasma membrane. Gene Ontology annotation, biological process: chemical synaptic transmission; G protein-coupled receptor signaling pathway, coupled to cyclic nucleotide second messenger. NCBI's taxonomy places the organism in Eukaryota, Metazoa, Cnidaria, Anthozoa, Scleractinia, Pocilloporidae. Gene Ontology annotation, molecular function: neurotransmitter receptor activity; G protein-coupled serotonin receptor activity.
AUGUAUUGGACCAACCGAGGAUGGAAUCUAAAGUUGGCUUUACUUUUCUUCACUACCGUUCAAGUUACAGCAAAUAAUUCGACGUCGGUAUCAUCUAAUUCUCCUAUCGUAACAGCUUCGACCGUAGCUCUUGCUGUUGUUGUGGUUUUCGCCUUGUUGGGAAAUACCCUCGUUUGCUUUGCAUUCUAUCACUCGACCAACCUCAGAUGUGUUACAAACAUAUUCAUUGUGUCAUUAGCCAUCACAGACAUCCUUGUGGCUUCCGUUUCAAUUCCGAUCUGGCUUGUUAUUCAGAACACGGAUUGUAUCAAAACAAUGCAGGCCUGCGAUCCGAUUCUCAUCUCGUUUUGGAGGUGCUUGGACAUCCUGUUUUCCACCGCUUCGAUCAUGAACUUGUGCGCCAUAAGCUGUGAUAGGUACAUAGCUAUCACUUCACCUCUAAGGUACUCACAGAUCCUCACCAAAACCCGCGCGAUCAUCGCCUUGAUUGGCCUGUGGUCAUAUUCAGCAACCAUUGCUGCUAUCAACAUACACGGCGGGAUUUACUACCCUGUACUGGUGUUUGUGGUGUCUUUCCUUCUUCCUCUCUCCAUAAUGGUAUACUCCUACUCACGCAUAUUUCUUGCCGCCCUUCGCCAAGCGCGCCGAAUCCAACCUCUCCGGCAAGCAUUCUAUUUCAAGCGGGAGAUCAAGGCGGCAAAAACGCUGGCGAUUGUCAUGGGUGCGUUUAUAGUCUGUUGGGCGCCGUUUUUCAUCGUGAAUAUCUUGGUUACGUUUUUAAAGUUUUAUGUCCCGUUGGUAGCGACUUUCGCAAUCAAACUGCUUCAUUAUGGAAACUCCGCUCUAAAUCCUGUCAUUUACUCAAGCUCCAAUCGAGAUUUUCGACACAAAAUUUUGCGAGUCCUCCCUUGCAAAUGCGGGCAAAUUCAAAGCAAUCUAAGCGAAGCUGUGGUCCAAUUCUGGAGCACGAGUUUCCGAAGUACGUUCGGUGCAAGUUCUACAUUUCGAAACGAAAGUGCUAUGGAAAGAAAUAAUAACAUUGACGACGAAAUCACUAGUCGAACGAAAACAAAAGUUGAAAACGGUUUUUGCGAAAGACCAACUCAAUAGAUCGACUGUGGAUUGAAAACAAACAAGCGGGCUUUCUAAGAGCUGUAGAUACAGGGAUGUGGUGUAGUCUAUGAGGAGCAUGUAUUACACAUUUAUGUUAACUGCUUCAUAACUCUGUUUUUAGGCAAUUAUCUGAAAUAGCCCAAUUUGUAUUAAACACUGUUCGAUAUUCCUUCUAAACUGCACUUUUAUUUCGGUCUAGUCUGGCCUCAUUAUAUCAUCAGGUGAUAACAAGAUUAUUGAAAGCCUCCGAUCUGAGUUGUCAUGGAAACAUUUAUGGAAACUGAUGACAUUUUUGAUAACUUGAUAUUGUUUUACAUGACACGAUAUCUUUCUUUAAUGAUUUCCCGAAUGACAAUGUAAAUGGUUUCUAACGCUUUGGAACGGUGUAAUCAAGUCAUGUCAAAAUGAAAAUUCGCGAGCGUUACAACGUAGAAACCCUAAAAAUUGAUUACUUCUGCGUUGUAGUAGAAGCUGUUCGCUUUACUGGCCAAGUAUUAAAGACCAUUUAUCACUAGCUAUUGUAAAUAGUAGUGAUAUAGGUAAUCCUAAGGAAUAGUUAACAAGAAAGAAUUAGAUUUGCCUUUUUCGGAGAUUAACAUAAAGGAGAAAGAAAAUGACCACAAUCUUCCGUUACUAAUAAAAUUUUGUCAAUUUAAUUUA